AUGCGUUAACGAAAUCUCAAUCUAUUACAAUGAACUUCAUUAUAUAUGUGUUCUUACUGCCAAAAGAAAACAAACAUUUUACAGCACGUGCAAAUUUCUGGUAAAAAUGACCAACCUCCGGAAGGAACUUGAAAAAUGUAAGCACCCAAACAGUAGGAAAACGAAAGCUUUGAGCCGUAAAGCACGUCGACAGAAUAACAAACACAAAGCGCGCUUAGGUCAUGCAAUCAAAAGCAAUAUAAUGGGAGAGAAACUCUGUUGGUUCUUGGAUCACAUUGAUGACGAGCGUACCGAACCAUUAGCUCCGCAGGAAUUCGAAGAUCUUAUCUCUCUCUAUCUGAAACGUUUUGACGAGGAACUUGCGCAUAUUGCCCUAAAACAGUCCAUCAGCAAAAACCGCUCGAAACAACAUGCGGCUCGGCAGGAUGUUAUCAGAAUUACGCUGGAGAAGGAACGCAAUGAAUAUCAAAGCGGAGGGAUGGAAUUGUUGAACCUUUGUGACCCAGCAAAGUUUAAAUCGCUAAUGGACUGGGAUGGAAGUGCUUUAAGUAUUCAACAUCUUAAACUAGAUCUUGUUUCGCACAACCUGCUACAGCGUUUAAAGAGUGCAGCCUCUCAAAAUAGUAAUGAUUCCAAUUCUGAUGUCAUGUGCUAGCUGGUUCCUCUAAAUCAGAGCAGAUGGGAAAAAAAGCGCAGGUUAUUGUUAUAAUUAUAAGGUUAUUGUUAUAGUUAUAAUUAUAUAUAGUAUACAGAAUUUCCAAUAUAUUCUUGAGGAAUGCCGCUCGAGGGGUAAGUACUUGGUCCAUUGUAAAACGGGAUUGGUUCCGUAAAGUAUACCCGAUUGUCGUCAGAGCGGCUUCGGCUAAGAAAAUUUUAAAUUGUAAUUACAUAUUUUUUCCUCUUGUUAAUAAAACUGUAUAAACCA
Messenger RNA from Anastrepha ludens (Mexican fruit fly), 925 nucleotides. RefSeq names its product translation machinery-associated protein 16 homolog. NCBI's taxonomy places the organism in Eukaryota, Metazoa, Arthropoda, Insecta, Diptera, Tephritidae. Gene Ontology annotation, cellular component: nucleus. The transcript has 3 exons. Bases 107 to 655 code for a protein of 182 amino acids. The record is from RefSeq and is a predicted model, not a curated record.